Molecule: messenger RNA, 7335 nt
Organism: Pomacea canaliculata
Lineage: Eukaryota; Metazoa; Mollusca; Gastropoda; Architaenioglossa; Ampullariidae
Exons: 17
Coding region: 169-6684 (2171 amino acids)
Source: RefSeq, a predicted model, not a curated record
GUCAGUCUCGAGACUGGCGCCCAGUUGGUGACGUGGACGGAAACGUCUGCUUGCAGUCACAUUUUUUCCCAGUUCAUCAGGCGACUCUGGUCAUGUGGCGGAUAAUUCACAAAGUGUCGCCUUGAUCCUUAACCUGUGCUUGCCAUCACCGACAUAGACGAGAAGGCCAUGGGUGUGACUGGAAAGAAAGCUAGAAAAAGAGGAUCUAGAGAAGAGCUUGCCAUCAUUGAAUUCAAAGAGGUGACGACACCCGGCAGGAGGCCUCGCGAAUGUCCGAGAACGUGCGCAGUGAAUACUCCCUUGGUACUGGAGUGUGAAGACGCUUACAACAUGGAUGUGGUGCAGCUCGCCGCCUGCUUAAAGCAUCUCAAGAACAUUUUGAUUGUAGACCUCGACUUUGAGGAAGACAUGUGUAGUUGUAUUUUGCUGGACUUCGUUCGCGAGCUUGCGGAGUCCGAGGUUGUGAUUAUCACAUCAGAAAAUUGUGGUCUUAAUCUCAUAACUUCUUGUGAUAUCUACUUGCCUGACGAUGUGCUGGACAUGAGAGACCCCGACGUAGUUGCUGGUUUGGUGAUAGACCAGCAGGAUCCCAACAUGCGUCGGGUGGUGGAGGAGCACAUAUACCGAAUGUGGCAUCGUGUGAACAGUCUGGAAGCGGGAGACAUUAAGGAUGACUAUCGCACAGUCCUUCAGGAUGCGACUAAGCUUUCUGGUUGGCAGAGUCAACUGAUGUUAGCAGACGAGUUUGAGGUGCCCAACUAUGACCGCAUCCUCCCUUUCAUGAAAUUCACCAAAGGAAUAAAGUCUCCGUUGUUCGAUAACAGUGGCUGGUACGAUAUACACGACAAAAAGAUUGAUGCCAAAAAGUAUAAAGUUUUAGGUGACCUUUUGGAACGGGUGGCGUGGACUGCACUUACCACUCCUAAGAGCAUCCCUGUUGCUGUCAGUACUGAGGCUCCGAUUAUUACCAGGACUGAGAUCCCCAAAACUGUGGCUGCUUCUCCGAUACCUGAGCCAGUAGUUGCAAGUCCACGUAACACAGACCUCAGAAUGCAAGUCGCGCUCGACACUGGACAGAAUACGGACAAAAUCGCACCCAUGCCCACAACACAGACUUACCAGUCGAGCGCCAACCUUCUCGCCAUCUUGGGAGCGGCUUUCUUCGCAGUUGCUGCUGUCAUGGCCUGCGUCCUUAUUUGGACGUGCAGGAAAUCGCGGUCAAAAGCAGUGCCGGGUUUGGAGUAUGGACUACCUCGCAGGAGUUCAAAAGCUGACGAAUUUCUUCGCAAGCUUUCGACUCAUCGACAGCGACAAGUGUACUCAACCAGUCAUCCGAACAUAAGGCUGGAGGAUGAAACCCUAAGGCUGCUCGAAGGGCUGGCGAACAGACAAGAGUCAGGCUCAGUGCCGGGCAGGAUAGUCACAAGUCGAGUGCAGUUGGACAAUGCGGAUCAGAGAAGCUUGCACGAUAUGUGGUUACAGCAAGAUCUAGCCAAAAGAUCGUCUUUGACUCAAAACAGGCCCAGAACAAUGGCCGAAAUACAGGAGCAGGUACGUAGGGAUAUAGAGGAAGGGAAUCGUCCAAGAGGCUUAUCCCAGCAGGCAGAACUGUACAUGCCCUCCACCAGUAGAUCCUCCGACUGGCCCAGCGAUCACCGUGCAGACCCCAUGGUGGCCAUGGCUCAGAGUGAGAGAGUGGCCGAGGCGGAGAUGCGCAGGACUAGUUCGCGGGUACGACCUGAACCGAACCGCGACUGGAGGACGGGCAGCCAGAUCCUACCCGUACCCAGCGAACCGAACCUCGACUGGAGGACGGGCGGCCAGGUCCAACAAGUACGCAGCGAACCCAAAGUCAUCUCAUCCAUGUCGGGACCGUCUAGCCAGUAUUAUACUGCCAGCAUGGGUAACAGUGCUACCGACCCUGUCAGUCGUAGUUCUGCAUCUCAGGAAGUGGAACUUGAGCCCUCUGAGCCUUGGCUGGUGGACCCAACCACGGCGUGGGUGGAAUAUAGCACUCGGCCAGAACCGGAGUAUGCUCACUCAUUAGUACUGGAUGAUCAGCCGGACAUCCCCAAAGUCCAGCUCAUUUUAGAAGAGCAGGAAGAGCUGAAAGAAGAACCGUUUGGAUCACACUUUAAGAGACGUCGAAGUUCAGUUGUCUCACGGUUAGAAUCGAUUCCCAUAGAUGUCGAAAAAGAAAGAGAUUCAGACUCCACCAAAACGUCUACCUCGGAGCAAACAUCAGGAGCAGACGCCUCGGAAGGUCCGCAGCAAUCAGCAGGAGCAGACGCAUCGGAAGAGAAGGCAGAAAAGGGAGACAAAAAGAAAGAUAAGAAAGAUAAGAAAGAUAAAACAGAUAAGAAAAAGAAAGAUAAGGAGAAGGGGGACAAGAAAGACAAAGGUGAUGAAGGAGAUACAGGGGAUAAGAAAGAAGGCAAGGAGGAUAAGAAAAAAGACAAGAAGGAUAAGAAAGAAGGCAAGGAGGAUAAGAAAAAAGACAAGAAGGAUAAGAAAGAAGGCAAGGAGGAUAAGAAAGAAGACAAGGGGGAUAAGAAAAAAGACAAGAAGGAUAAGAAAGAAGACAAGGGGGAUAAGAAAGAAGGCAAUGAGGAUAAGAAAGAAGACAAGGGGGAUAAGAAAAAAGACAAGAAGGAUAAGAAAGAAGACAAGGGGGAUAAGAAAAAAGACAAGAAGGAUAAGAAAGAAGACAAGGGGGGUAAGAAAGAAGACAAGGGGGGUAAGAAAGAAGACAAGAAGGAUAAGAAAGAAGACAAGGGGGGUAAGAAAGAAGACAAGGGGGGUAAAGGAGGUAAAAAGGACGCUAAAGCAGACAAAAAGAAGAAAAAGCGUAAAUCAAACACAAAUCAGAGCGCCUAUGAAUAUGAAAACGACAACCAGAGUGCUUUACCAGGGAAACAAGAUUUUCAGAGUUUCUUCAAACCUGAGAAUGAAAUACAGACUAACCUGAAAGCUGAAGGCUUGGUCUAUACUACUGAAGGCGAAAGCCAGAUCACUAAGGAAAAUGAAAAUGAAAGCCAGAAUACUUUAGAACCUGAUGGUGAAUGCCAGACUACUUUAGAAAUUAUAGAUGAAAGCCUGGCUACUUUACAAACUGAAGAUCAAAGCCGAAUUACUAUGGAAAAUGAGGACAAAAGACAGAUGACUUUGAUCACUGAAGGAGAAAACCAAACUACUUCAGAGAUCGAAGACCAAGACCAGACUACUUUCGAGACUGAAGAGGAAAGCCAGACUACCUUGGAAACAGAAGACGAAGGCCAGAUGACUUUGAACACUGAAGGAGAAAACCAGACCACUUCAGAGACCGAAGACCAAGACCAGACUUCUUCCGAGACUGAAGAUGAAAGCCAGACUACAUUAGAAACUGAAGACGAAAGCCAGGCUUCCUUAGAAACUGAAGAUGAAAGCCAGGCUUCCUUAGAAACUGAAGAUGAAAGCCAGGCUUCCUUAGAAACUGAAGAUGAAAGCCAGGCUUCCUUAGAAACUGAAGAUGAAAGCCAGGCUUCUUUAGAAACUGAAGAUGACAGCCAGGCUACUUUAGAAACAGAAGAUGAAAGCCAGGCUUCCUUAGAAACUGAAGAUGAAAGCCAGGCUUCCUUAGAAACUGAAGAUGAAAGCCAGGCUUCCUUAGAAACUGAAGAUGAAAGCCAGGCUUCCUUAGAAACUGAAGAUGAAAGCCAGGCUACCGUAGAAACUGAAGAUGAAAGCCAGACUACUUCAGACUCUGAAGAUGAAAGCCAGACUGCUUCAGAAUCUGAAUAUGAAAGCCUGAGAACUUCAGUUACUGAAGAUAAAAGCAAGUAUACUUUGGAAACUGAAGAUGAUUACAAUACCAUUUCAGAUACUGAAGAUGAAAGCCAGAAUACUUUGCAAACUGAAGAUGAAAGCCAGACUACCUUGGAAACAGAAAACGAAAGCCAGUCUACUGUUGAAACGGAAGAUGAAAGCCAGACUGCUUUAGAAACUGAUGAUGAAAGCCAGACUACUUUAGAGACUGAAGAUGAAAGUCAGACUGUCUUGGAAACGGAAGAUGAAAGCCAGAAUUCGUUGGAAACGAUAGAUGAAUACCAGAGUAAUUAUGAAACAGACUACCAAACCCAGAGUACCCCUGAGAGUAAAUAUCAAACCCAGAGUACCUAUGAAAGCGAAGAACAAAGUCGGAAUGUCAUUAAAAGAAACUGCCAGACUAAAAAUAAGUAUGAAAGCAAAAAGCAGACCCAAAGAACGUAUAAAAUCAAACACAAGACCAGUUGCAAUGAAACUGAAAACGAAUCUUACAUUGCUUGUGACACAGAAAAUGUAACCCAAAGUACCUAUAGAACUGCUGAGGAAUCAAAGCUUGAAAAAAGCACUGAAUGUGCUGAAACCUAUACAUCCAUGACAACAGAGAUGUCAGUAAUUCCAGAAGAUACGUCCAUUGUAAAGUGCUCUUACACAGAGGACAUAAAACAUUGUCGUCCUUAUUUCGAAGCUAAGAAAGUAAGGGCAUCAGCUUCCGGUCCACCAGAAUUGCAGAUGUAUCGGGAAAAGUGCAAACUGAGGUUGUGCUCUAAAUCUCUUUCUCCAACAGAUUCACGACAGGACGUAGCUCGUGUUCACAGGCAGGUCAAGUCUGAUUCCUUCCACAGCGACAAGAAAAAACGUCGAAGAAUUUCUAUGACGAAGGUUGAGGCCAACUUCGAGCAGCUAUUUCAUGUUUUCGACAAUAACACAUGUAGUCGAAAUCUGCAAGAAAGCAGCAGCCUGUUUGCCAAAGAUGUGGUAUUUGACAGCAUCCAAAACAAAAUAACCCAAUACUUCAAGGCGACGUCUGCAUUCCUGCCAAAGCCCACGUUGCGGUCGAGGACAGAGCCAUUGGUAGACAUAAACCAAAUGUUUACAAACACGGAUUCAAUGGACAACCAUAAGGCUGACCUUACGGCGACUCCUUGCAUUCAGGAACUCAAUCAACAUCAAGGGAGUGAUGUGCCUGGAGUUCUUGUCGACGGGCCCAGUGUGAAAAAGGAAAUAAAGAGACCAGUUCCCAAGCCUCGCACGUUAUUCGCUCCAUUGCAGGUAAAAGCUAAACCUGCUGAAACUUUGGCUGAAGCUAAGGACAGUGAGAAUGAUGGAAAGAUCGCAACGAAAGGCGUAGAUUUGGAACAGAUGCUUGAAGACGGGAAGAAAGAAGAGGGCAGUGCCACUCUCACAAGGAAAGAAAUAGAAACCCAAGAGCCCACCGCUGACUUUUACACCUUACCGAGCUCUGAAGCUCUCGAUUUAUCGAGGUUUUCAUCUUCAAGUCGUCAACGACCCACUGCGGCAAACAGAACCAAGCGUGGCUGGGAUGCGGCACCGGUGGCCGAGACAUGGACUUUACAGAAACAAGUGUCCCCUUACUUGUACUCAAGCAGAGACAGGCAGCCUAGUCAUGGCUACAUCCCUAGCAGUUCUACAAACAACCUAAACUCCAUGACCAGUAGCUCCAGAUAUGACAGCGAUACCAACUUGGUUUGCUGUGACUCGUCCUCCACUCUCGAAUGCUGUGAAGUGACCUACGACACCCACAGCUGUUCAUCGUCUGACCACUUGGAUAAGAUGGACAGCAAAAUCUUCACCGUUCACUUCACCGUCUGUCCCACCGUACAUCUGACAGGAAGCACUGGGAGAAGCUGUGAUGCACAAGGCAUAGAUAGAAGCUGCAUCUCGGAAAAAAUACAAGCUUCAGCCAAAGUGAGCAGAAGCUUACGCAAGAUUGAGGCAUCAAGUAGAAGAGAGAGAACUGAUUUGUCCCAGCAACAGACUUCCUUUGUUAAAGAAAGCAGUAAUACCAGCUGUGCUCUGAGCAGGUGGCAGAAGGGUCUGAGUGUUCCACGCCAGGUUUUGCAUUUUGGUGGCCAGGAGCAAAGAGCUGGUUACAAGGAUUCCCAGUCUUCAGCAGCACUGGACACAAAGAAGUGGGUAGAAAGCAGAAGUGACCUAGAGAUGGGCCAGCAUCAAGAUGUUCCAUCUGUCUCAAGCCAGAUUUCUGUAGAUAGCAAGAAAUGGACAUCAUCUACGGUAUGGAGGAGACCACAGGACAGUCCACACCAGCUUGCAAGCCUGUCAUCCACACAUCCAAACCCAGCCAGAUCUUUUGUGUCCUAUGUAAGCAGUCACUGGCCUCCAGAAGCACCACUGACUUUGUCAUAUUCAGAGUGCACCACUGGAGCAUCUUCAGCUCCAAACUCAUUAUCAAACUUUGCACCAGGCCUUUCACUGGAAGACAGCAAAGAAAAGAAGUUGAUCCAUGACAACAAGUCUCAGAGUUUAGAGAGCCCCUGCUCCUUCUCCACUGCUGAAGUCAGAAUGGCAUGUGAAGACACUGUGGACAGAGAUCUGCUCUGCGCGACAUCCCAAUCCUACAGCAGCAUUUUAGAUGAAGUCAACAGUGAGCUGGAGUUCCACAUGGUCCACGGCACUUUCCAAAAUCAGCAAAGAGCUGAAUUUCACUCCUCAGCACAUAGCAUUUGCAGGACCUUUGCUGGAUCUGUUAAUACUUCCCCUAACCAUUCUCAAAACGCUCAAGCCACCCCAUCUGCAAGGACACGGCCAUUUGUUGACAGCACCUUUGAGUACCUGGAUCCACUCAGCUUUAUGCCAUGCACUGCUGUUGUACUCCCAAACACUAGCAGUGACAAGUCUUAAUACUUUGCAAGUCUGAAAUGAACUUCUCUGUCAGAAGACAGUUAUCAGUGAAGGUCUGAUUUGGAAAUGUACAUUACCAUAUAAAAUUGUCAGACGCAAUUUGAUCAAUGACACAACUACAUAUUUUAAAUAAGACGUUCUUGCAAAUACUAUUUUUACAUGGAGAGUGUAAACUUUCCUGCCUGCUAUCUGGGAAACCAUCUUUAUUGAACAAUACCUGUUUCUAAUGAGUGCAGAUGGUAUUCUAGAUCAUAGACUUGACCUAUCUUUGUUGAUCAACUAUGCACUAACACUUGCAUAUAAGACCAACUUAUAAAUUGGACAUAAUGAAUAUCCUUUGUUAUGAGCUUGCUGUUGAUGAACUGGCCCAGUACUUCAAAGGUUUGCUGAUGGCUGAUGUGAUACUGCUCGCACCAACUGGAGGUAGUUCUAAUACCUGUACUUUUUUGAGGUACAAGAACUGUUUUAUGCCCAUUCACCUCUUUGGAAUGUGUGACUUACAGCGACAGGACAUACUGAUUCACAUUUAUUUAGAAUUUUUUAAAAACUAGUUAAGACCAUUUUUAUAAAUUGCUAUUUUAGAGAUAAUUUUUUACCUGUAGUACACCUUUUUGUAUCUACAAAGAAAAAUAAAAGUUACUGCUAAUAGUU